GUGCCACACCUUCACUGGCUCUCUGGGGAAAGGCGACAGUUCCGUCAGGUUUGCCGAGUCCUGCCAACCAUCGUCUUGGUGUCUCUCGAGUUCUUCAGUGCCGUCGUCUUAGCCGCACUCGGCAGUUCCCUUCAUCAGACUGCGUCCCGGGUCUUCAGUCCUGGGUCCUCAAUCCGCUCUUUUCCAACUGCUAAGUUCAGCCUUCCUUGAACCUCGAACCCUCCCUCGUCGAGUCCGUCAGACUGAACGGGUCAUCGCACCGCAACCUCAGUUAGAGAUCCUGGUCAACCGGGUGGCAAGCAGAAAAAGGCGGCCCCUACCUCCCUACCUCCCUCUUCCCGACCCUCCUCCAGCCCCUCAGAGAGUCCUUGCAGCCGCACUCAGGCCAUGUUGCCGCCGUCAAACUCUAUCGGGCUGACAUGGGGUCCGUGCAAGCGCCUCCGCACUGCAUCCCUUCCUUGGCUUGCCCGAUCCUGUCUCUGUAAAAGCAAUCCGAAGCUGCCACAAUUGGGCUGGUUGUUUCAGAUCAAGGAUCCAACAAAUCAAAGUCUUGCUCAAGAUGCCACAACUCGACAUGCCCAGAUGGUUCAGAGAUUAGCGCCGAGUAGGCACCUCACUCUCUCAGGAGGAACCGAUAGACGAAGGUGAUCCGUCUAUCCGCGAGUGAUGGUUCGCUCGAUCGAAGGAGUUCCACUUAUUCGACCAUUGGGUGCUGCUCCAGGUAGGUACCCCAGCUUUGCGACGCUCCUCAAUUCGAAAGGCAUACAGAACAGAUCUAUAUCAGUAUGCCCAUGGUCCGCUCGGCCUCGACUGCUCCUUCCAACCUUUGCUCCUCCCAGAUUCCGCUCACAGCUGCUCCUUGCAAUCUCUCUCUCUCAGCUUCGUCCUCUGUUUCUUUGCCUGUCCACCGCGAACUCUCAUCGACCUGCUCCCGUCUUUCUGCUUCGUCACUCUCAAUCUCUCUCCCCAUCUCUCUUGUGCUCUUCUCUAGGAAUCUUUCCCCACCAACCUUAUCGAUUCCACGGCUUCGGAUACCCACAAUGUCCCCAGAACAGACCCCGUUGUCUCUAAAGUCCCCAGGGUACCUGACACCUCCAAGCCGCUCAAGCCCUAUCUGGCCCCCGGUCUAUCAUACCCCCCGGGGCCCUAUCACGCUCAACAUACCUCUCAUCCCCCGAGCACCUCAGAUGUCCCGAACACUUCCAAUGCCCCAGCUCCCUUUCUUGCCGCAGACCACGCUGAGGCCACAGAGCCCUCGACCUCCACCGAAUCCUUUUCUGCAUUCACCUUCUUUGGUGCCCCUUUCUGUUGAUGAUGCUGCGGAGAAUUCUCCUUCUGAGCAUGCUUCCCAGGCCAAUCUCAAGCUCGGUGACGCAGGAAACAACGUUUCUUCGCAUGAUGCGACGACUCAGGGCACCCAAGGUCCCGUCAAUGACGACAAAAACUCGGCAGGUAGUGACAAUACGGUGGUUAGCUCUCCCGCUGAAGGAGCCGUCGACACAUUCACCCCCGCAAGUGCCGACAACAGCUCGGCAUCUUCAUCUGCUUUGUUGGAGAGCUGUCCCUCCGGGAACCAUCACUCCGCCAUCACGCCCGGAACUUCUCGUGGUGAAAAGCGCGCUGCACCGGAUGAUAAGUACGACUUACCAUUCAACCACGCUACAUUUGAUCGCAUCGGCACAUUUGAUGAGGUACUUCGCCUAGUUGUCUCCUAUUUAUUGGACUGCAAGACAAUAUCACAGUUUCAAUUCGAUGCUUACACCUUUCGCAUGAACAAAACCCAGCAAUACCACUUGAGGUGGUGGGCCCUGGCACUCAUGCCAGACUUUCCCAAAGCGUGGAAAAUGCACCUCUUCCCAGACUGCCGUGGCAAGCCUUUUGAAGGCACCACCAUGUGUGUCCACUCAGUGGUUGAGCUGCCCAAGGACGACGUCCAAUGGGAUUCUGUGGUGUGUCAAAAUUGGUACGGUCGAACUUGUCCAAGACACACCUUGAGACCGGAAGAGCCAGCAGCGUCAGAGAAGACCGUGUGGUGCUUGUUGGAAUGGCCUGAGUGUGUUGGUGAGGGAGCUGGACCUUGUACGAAGGUCAUCGAGUGCGCAGCGAGUGACGCGCCUUCGGAAACUUUCAGACUCUUCGCAUUCCCCGGUGCCUGUGACGAGCACGGAGCCAGCUAUUUUAGGGACCGCCGUGGAGAGUGGAAGGAACGGACAAGUGUAUGCAGCCUAAAAUGAGCCACAUGUAGGCGACAGGACUGGGUUAUGAUGUGUUGUGGCGAUGCCGACUUCCAUUCCUGCCAACUCCUUCGAGACAGUCGCCCACCGGCAAGGCCCUCCACGUCGACGGGGCACAUUCUUCGAUCAGGAGGCUUUUGUCAUCCGUCUUUUUUGCUGAUUGUACUACCAAUGGCGCCUCUAUAGCCACAUUUAUACCGGAAACAUAAGGGCACCUGCGAGUCAUUGGAAACAGAUCCCACCCAAAAAGGAAAAAAAAAAAAACACAAAAACAUAGCAUCACUGAGAAGAACUGUUCUCGAUAAUCUGAUCGAGACAAAAAGAGGAAAAUUCGUGGUCGCUUUCUCUCGAUAAAUCCCAGAUAAUCACACCACACUGGACCUGCGUCUUGCUUUUUAUCCAUGUUUCAUGUCCUGCCAAUGCCAGAGGAAUGGGUGGAGGCCCACGGUCCUUUUGUCAAUGCAUCAUGCUAGUGCUUGAGUGCAACAAGUUAUGAGAUUGCCGGAAUACUACUGUUUACUGGUUCGACCGUGGAAUGGGAUGACACGGUGGGCGGCUUUCCUUGUCAGUUGACGAUGCAACCCGCUUUCUUGUUCUGGGGCCUGUGUGACAGCAACACAGCACAGGCGACACUUUCUUUGACACGUAGCAAAAAGUUGAUAUCCCU
Cladophialophora immunda is the source of this 2901-nucleotide messenger RNA. RefSeq lists its product as uncharacterized. Bases 786 to 2234 code for a protein of 482 amino acids. The record is from RefSeq and is a predicted model, not a curated record. The transcript has 2 exons. NCBI's taxonomy places the organism in Eukaryota, Fungi, Ascomycota, Eurotiomycetes, Chaetothyriales, Herpotrichiellaceae.